Molecule: messenger RNA, 333 nt
Organism: Magnolia sinica
Lineage: Eukaryota; Viridiplantae; Streptophyta; Magnoliopsida; Magnoliales; Magnoliaceae
Product: putative cell wall protein
Exons: 1
Coding region: 1-333 (110 amino acids)
Source: RefSeq, a predicted model, not a curated record
AUGGCAUCCUCCUCACAUUUCUCUCUCUUCUCUCUUUUUGUCCUGUUCUCCAUUCUCAUAGCCAUCACCCAAGUCACCCAAGCAGCUCGCCAAGUCCCCAACACUGCCAAAGACGUGGACCUCAAGCAGUCCCAGUUCCUUGUCGACCAAGAUGGUAGCUUCCUAAUUCCUGGUGUCGGGCGAUUCUAUUUUCCACCCAACGGUGGGAGCCCAACAACCACUAUUCCCGGCAUUGGCUCAGGUGGAGUAAAUGGACUGAUUCCCGGUGGAGUAAAUGGACUGAUUCCAGGUGGAGUAAAUGGACUGAUUCCAGGCGGGGAUGACACUCCCUAA